Molecule: messenger RNA, 4059 nt
Organism: Notothenia coriiceps (black rockcod)
Lineage: Eukaryota; Metazoa; Chordata; Actinopteri; Perciformes; Nototheniidae
Gene: iqsec3b
Product: IQ motif and Sec7 domain ArfGEF 3b
Exons: 14
Coding region: 78-2831 (917 amino acids)
Biological process (GO): regulation of ARF protein signal transduction; actin cytoskeleton organization
Molecular function (GO): guanyl-nucleotide exchange factor activity
Source: RefSeq, a predicted model, not a curated record
GUGACAUACUGCAUCAGUUUUGCUGCCCCGCCCCUGAACAUCCAGAGGGGGACACCAGCGGCUCAUCCGGUGGACAGAUGCUUAGCCUGGAGGAUGGGACGUCCUCUGGUGGUGGACAGGAAGUGGAGGGGACCAAGAGAGAGGGACCGAGCGAGUACGAGAUCUCACUGGAGAAUAAGAACAAACAGAUAGAAGACUUGGAGCAGAAAUAUGGAGGCCAUCUCAUAGCGAGGCGGGCAGCUCGUCGUAUCCAAACGGCCUUCCGUCAGUACCAGCUCAGCAAAAACUUCCAGAAGAUCCGUAACUCCCUGUCGGAGAGCAAGCUGCCCCGUCGGAUCUCCCUGCGUCAUCCCAGCCCUUCAGGCCGGAACAGGAACACAGCCCAGAGACACAGUUACAGUUUGCAUCCUGGAGGAGGACAGAUACCCUUACGCUCUAAAACCCCUCCUCCUCCCCCGUGUCGCUCCACCUCUCUGCCUCCUUCUCCUGCGUCGGCCCCUGCAGCCCGUCACUCUCAAGCCCCAAAUCAGAACCCUGGACAAACACUCACACAGCUGGAAGACUGCUUCUCUGACCAGCUUCACUCCUUGGCCCAGUCAAUUGAUGACGCCCUUCGUGGUUGGAGUCUGUCAGAAGGGGGAGAAGGGAAGGGGCUCCUGAUGGACCCCGGGGCCCUUCGGGCAGCAGCUGAGAGCGCCUGUAUGCCCCGCAGUGCCAGCUCACUGCUCAUGGCCUUCAGGGACGUCACGGUUCACAUCGACAGCAACAGCUCCUACACCAUCUCCUCCGCCACCACCACGACCACCACCUCUCUGGGCAAUGCAGGGCAGCAGGGCAGCAGGAAGACUUCGGAGAGCGGGAUGAAUUUUGGAGAUGGCCCGUUUCCAGAGGAAUCAGAGUUUCCUGCACCUCCGCCCAGUGAGGAGCUGGAAAUGGGUGAUCUAGGAUCCAGAAGGGGCUCUGCAGCGCCGACUCUGGGAAGAGGAGGCCUGGAGGGGGAGAGCGGCUCAGACAGACUGGGGUCCACAUCCACUUCUACCUCCACCUCUAUCUCCACCUCAGCCCAUUCCAACCAGCAACCUGCUCAGAUUUACACCCAGUACCAGCAGUACCACUAUACCCAUCCUCAGCAGAUCCCCGGGGGGCCGAGCCCCGAGGCCCUGCAGGCCCUGGUGGUCUCUCUGCCCAGGGACCGUUGCCAGGAUCCAGCCUCCUGUCGCUCACCAACUCUCUCCACAGACACACACCGCAAACGCCUCUACCGCAUCGGACUCAACCUCUUCAAUGUGAACCCAGAGAGAGGCAUACACUUCCUGAUCACGCGUGGUUUCGUCCCGGACACGGCCAUCGGAGUGGCUCACUUCCUGCUUCAGAGGAAGGGCCUGAGCAGACAGAUGAUUGGAGAGUUCUUGGGGAACAGCAAGCUGCAAUUCAACAGAGAUGUCCUUGAUUGUGUUGUGGAUGAAAUGGAUUUCUCAGGCAUGGAGCUCGACGAAGCCCUGAGAAAGUUCCAGGCUCAUGUUCGCGUUCAGGGAGAAGCACAGAAAGUGGAGAGACUCAUCGAAGCCUUUAGCCAGAGGUACUGUAUGUGUAAUCCUGAUGUGGUGCAGCAGUUUCAUAACCCUGACACCAUCUUCAUCCUGGCCUUCGCUGUGGUCCUCCUCAACACUGACAUGUACUCGCCCAACAUCAAACCCCAGCGCAAAAUGGGCCUUGAUGACUUCAUUCGCAACCUCAGAGGUGUGGAUGAUGGAGCAGACAUCCCCAGAGAGAUGGUUGCAGGUAUUUAUGAAAGGAUCCAACAAAGAGAGCUCCGCUCCAACGAGGACCACGUCACCUAUGUGAGCCGCGUGGAGCAGUCCAUCCUGGGCCUGAAAACUAUCCUCGCCGUGCCCCACAGGCGUCUGGUGUGCUGCUGCCGUCUGUUUGAGGUGCCUGACGCAAACAAGGCCCACAAACAGAAGCUCUCCCAGCUCCAGAGAGAGGUCUUCCUCUUCAAUGACCUGCUGCUGAUUCUAAAGCUGUGUCCCAAGAAGAAAACCUCGGCCUCAUACACCUUCUGUAAAGCUAUGGGCCUACUGGGAAUGCAGUUUCACCUCUUCAGCAAUGAAUACUACGCUCAUGGCAUCACCAUGCUGAGCCCGUUUACCUCAGAGAAGAAGCAGCUGGUGAGUUUCUGCUCCCCGAGCGGAGAAGAGCUCAGGAAGUUUGCAGAGGAGCUCCGAGAGGCGAUCACAGAGGUCAAUGAGAUGGAGCAGAUACACAUCCAGUGGGAGUUGGAGCGGCAACAAGGCAUCCAGCCACACAGCAUACACACCAAUGGUGGGCAAGUGGACACACACACAGGACACGGCUCACCCUCAGGCCAACAGGAUGUGUACGAUAAAACUGGCAACAACAACACAGUAGAGGUGUCAAUUCACAACAGGCUGCAGACCUAUCAACUGAGCCCGCCCAGCAUUGAGUCCCUGCCUCUGGCUCUGACCGCGCCCCCCGCCCUGCUCAGCCCCGUGCAGCCUGGAGACCUCCGCCCAGAAACACUCAUCCAGUGCCAGCAGAUAGUGAAGUUGAUCGUGGUGGACCAGAGCGGGCGGGGGCGGAUGGAGGCCUUCCUCAGCCAAGGCCCAGCCACACAUCAGCUCAUACAGUCGGCCAUGUCCACGCCUGUGCAUGUCAGAGAGGGGGACGGCCCCCAGCCUCCUCUGCCGCCUCCCCCUCCACCUUACAACCACCCCCACCAGUUCUGUCCCCCUGACUCACCCAGGCCCCUCCACCACACCAUGCCUCUCAUGCGAAGGCGCAACUCCAGCGGCUCCCGCAGCAUCGUCUAAGAGGCUCCUCUAUGAACCCUGGGGGCCGGACUUGAGCCCCUCACUCACACAGCGACACACACAUGCUGGAGUGCUAGCCAACUCCCUUUGAGUGGUCAGAUUAAAGCAUUGCUAAAAAAAAGUGAGGAAUAUACUGUGUAAGUCGGAAAAAAUGACAAAGGAAAAGGACACCAACAGGACUUUAUUCAGAGUCCUGACUCAGUGGUGGCUUUUUUGAACAUGGACUAGAUUUGAUGCCAUUUCGAAAGACAGCUUUUCUCCUUUCUUUUGUCCAACAUGUCACCCGGUAGCUGAUGGUGUUGUCUGUCUAGAUUUCACACUCUUCAAAAGAUCUUGUGACUUUGCAUUUUUAAAAUGUCACCUAUCCAAUAAAUGUGUCUGAGAGCUAUAACUGUGAAACCAGGGAGCCAGAUCAGAAGAGCAAACCGGCGGUCCUGAGAGGAAAAGGGAGGGCUUUAAAUAUGGAUACAAGUUUUUUUGAGCUCUCUUUCAGGAUAUUGAUGUUAAGUUCUCCCCCUUUUUUUUGGUCUUUGGUUUCGAUCGAAUGAGCUUAGAGUAAUUUCAGCAGAGCUAAUGUAGCUUCUCACUGCAAUGCUUUUUUUCCUCAUGUCUGCACAGUAGUGUCAGUAUAUUUGUUUCCUUUAUUUCCGAGUGAACAGUUAAUGAUUGGGUGACGAAAUAUGCCAAGAAAAAGGUAAAAAGCUCCAGCAUCUCCACCCUGCCGUGUGCAGUAAAGGGCAGUAAGCUAUGAUGUUGAUACUCACUCAAUUAACCUAAAACCUGAUGACAAUCAUAUUUUUUUGUGUUUCAUUGUUGUUUGUUUUCCUAAACUUGUGUAUGCAGAUAUGUUCACAGUGGUGUGUGAGUGCCCUGAUUCUGUUUGCCCUCACACAGCUCAGGAGAGGAUUUGCUGCACUGGAACAUAUAAUAUCUGAGAGCAGCGUGUGUGUUCAGUCUGCUUACUCAUGGGCAGCAGGGAGUGGAACUGGUAAUUAAUCCAAAACAAGACUAAAACAGCCAGAUCAAGCCUUUCUCCUUCGGUAUAUUUGCUUGUAAUGGGUUACCUAGUGUGACAAUUGCUGUUACCUUGGGAUUUAGGCAAUAUCUGUGCCUAAAAAACUCUCUUUAGUUUAAAAAUGAACACAAAUUGCUCCACACAAGGCAGACCAAGGUCACCAUCACUCCCCUCUCACAAAUUAUAUUUUUCCUUGCACAGUGAAAAUGUUAU